Molecule: messenger RNA, 1109 nt
Organism: Candidula unifasciata
Lineage: Eukaryota; Metazoa; Mollusca; Gastropoda; Stylommatophora; Geomitridae
Source: the annotation of a GenBank genome assembly
GUAGCGGUGAUGUGUGUGAAGGCGGUACCCGGAAGUGCGUCAAAAGAAGAGCGACGUGUAUCAACGACACCUGCGUGUGUGAUGCCAGAGGCGAUGGCAAUGGCAACUUUGCCUGCUUUACUACUGGAACCUAUCACGCCGAGAUCCUCAACGACCCCAGAUUAAGAACGUUCGCCCGAGAUAGUGUUCCAGUUCCGGUCACGUGUAGAUAUCUGUUCUCUCACUUCCGGACUCAGUUCUCGGACUAUCCCAACAGCACCUGCGAGAUUAUGAUUCACGCCUACAACAGCAAGCAUGCUGGGAAGAUCUUUGUACACGGCUACGAUUUGGCGUUGAGGAUAUCUCCCAUCCUGCCCUUGGGAUUCUCGUCUCGACAAUAUGGCACCGGAUUCCAAGGGACUUACACGUUCAGAGAAAGCGAGAGUGUCCAGUUCAGCCCUGAUGGACCAUGGGACAUGUUUGAGCCACCCGUGACCCUCUAUUUACCGGAUUCGGUGGUGAGGACACGGCACGACCCCUACAAUAACUUCGGCUACGUUGAGGUUGAGAGUUGCGGUUUCAGUGUUCGCUUCCGCCCCUUCGACACAGUUUAUGGCAAAGAUCAGACACAAGUACCGGGCCUGGCCCUGUCUGUUAACCCUAUGCAUAACCCAGAAUGGUUGUCUCUGGACCGAGUUAUGGCGCUUGUACCGGCGGGAGAGCCAAGUCUGCAAGCGCUCUCGGUCGAAGCUGGAUUGGAACCCCAACAUGCCAUGCUGCUACGUCUGGCUCAAUCAGGAGUAGCACAGAAUCAACCCAACGCUUCCUUGGAGUGCACAGUCUGGGCUGACGCGGUGACGUCAUGUAGAGACAGGCCACGAAGAAAACUGGCGUUCGAAACGUGCACGUUUGCUGUGAAGAUAGCCAGGGUGAUCAAAUGUGCUGGCUCUUUAGAUAGUGGAGACGCCAUGAUGAGUCUAUUUGCACGUUGUUUCCAGAGCAUCUGCUUCCAGGACAGAUCCAGCUGCAGACAGAUCCAGCGAGAGCUGUCCUCGUGCCCAAACAUCCAAGGCAUUGCUGAAGUCGAGGCCUUCCUUCAGCCUUCAACCUGUGGAAUGCCUAGCCUCUAA